Molecule: messenger RNA, 402 nt
Organism: Paramecium octaurelia
Lineage: Eukaryota; Ciliophora; Oligohymenophorea; Peniculida; Parameciidae
Source: the annotation of a GenBank genome assembly
AUGAAUUGUUAAGAUCAUACUUUGAAUCCGAUUUCAUUAAUUUGUGUUGCAUUACAUAAGUGCUAAAGAAAGCUUUGUGUUGAUUGUUUCUAUGACCAUGGGGUUGAAACUAAGUAUUUACUUCCAAUCCAGAAAUUUGAAGCGCAACUAUUAAAGUAGAAGGAAGAAGUAAAAUUCAUAGCUAAAAUUUAGUUGACAUAAUCGCACAUGAAUUUAAAAUAAAUGCUGAGCGAAANUGAAAUUACAGUUAAACAGUAAUUUUUUUUGGAAAGUGAAUCUAUAACUUAAUCAUUGUGUCCUCCUUAUAAUUAGUAUUUGUUGUAUAUGUUAGUGUAAAGGGUAAUUUACUGCUUUAUAUGUGGAUUCAUUAAAUAUAUUUUAUAGAUGAUUUUAACUUACUGA